Messenger RNA from Oncorhynchus tshawytscha (Chinook salmon), 3785 nucleotides. Its product is annotated as mucolipin-1-like. Gene Ontology annotation, molecular function: NAADP-sensitive calcium-release channel activity. Gene Ontology annotation, cellular component: lysosomal membrane; plasma membrane. NCBI's taxonomy places the organism in Eukaryota, Metazoa, Chordata, Actinopteri, Salmoniformes, Salmonidae. The record is from RefSeq and is a predicted model, not a curated record. The transcript has 14 exons. Bases 382 to 2079 code for a protein of 565 amino acids.
CAUUUUAGUAAUUUAGCAAACGCUUUCUCUAAAUUUCUUGUACGUUUUUGAACAUAGUGUGACGUACGGUGGGUGUGCCGGAGUGUAGCUUGAAGAAAUUAGUGACAUUUAACUAUCAAUGCAAUGGUUGGGGCUAAUGGGGGUUGACAAACGCUAUCACGAAUUAGAUAUUUUGAGACCAAUGACCAUUUUCCAGACAUGUCACAUGGUGAUUGUCAUGUGAGCAUUGGAAGCUGCGGCUUUGUGAUUGACUGGAGAGCGCAGCGUCCCUAUUCUCUUGUAAUUUGUUUCCUCAAUGUUUAGCUUUCUGACAGUCCUAAAAUAUCACUUCUUAAAUUGUAUUAUUCGUAGGAAUUCAUUAAUGUCCUGCAAAGCAUCGCCAUGGCAUCAACGAACUGUAACUGCAUCCAAGACGGUACAGAGAAGGAUGAGCUGUUCUCGCCUGUGAGCAGCUACAGGUCCGAUGACCUCAGUGGCAGGAACCCCCGGGUCACCGGUCUGGUAGGCUCAGAGCUCAGGCAACAGCAGCAGGAGGAGGAGGCACUGCGGAGGAAGCUCAAGUACUUUUUCAUGAGUCCCUGUGACAAGUACCACGCCAAGGGCCGCAAGCCCUUUAAACUGGUUCUGCAGCUGCUCAAGAUCCUCAUUGUCACUGUACAGUUAGUCCUGUUUGGCUUGAGUAACCAGAUGGUGGUGACAUUCAAGGAAGAGAACACAGCAUCCUUUAAACAUCUUUUCCUUAAAGACUACCGGGAUGGCUCUUCAAUGGCAAUCCACACACAGAGUGAACUCUAUAGCCAUAUUUAUUAUGCUGUAGAUCAGUUCCUGGCUCUACCACAGACAUCAGUGGGGCAGUAUGCAUAUGUGUGGGGUGAGGGUGUGAAUGGGAGUGCCCUCUCUCUGUGCCAGCGGUACUACAAGAGGGGCAUCAUCGACCCCAUCAACGACACCUUUGACAUCGACCCCGAAGUUAUCACCGAUUGCAUUGGUGUAGACCCACUACCAGACCCCUCUCCUCCUGAUUACAGUGACUACAAGAACUUAAUUCUCCAGUUUCACAAACUGAUCAAUGUGACCAUUCAGUUCCAGCUGAAGGCAAUAAACAUCCAGACCAUCAUCAACAAUGAGAUCCCUGACUGCUACACUUUUGCUAUUAUGGUUGUCCUGGAUAACAAGGCUCACAGCGGCAGAGUGAAGAUCAGCCUGCUCAACCAUGCCUCCAUCAAGAAGUGCAAAGACCCCAACGUGUGGGGACAUGCGGAGAACUAUGCACGGGAGGCUUUUGACUUGCUGGUGGCCAUAGUGUGUCUGCUGUCCCUGCUGCUGUGUGGUCGCUCCAUCCUCAGAGGAGUCAUCCUACAACAUGAGUAUGUCCAGUUCUUCAGACACAGACUGAAUCACAGUGUGUGCUGGGCAGACAGGAUGGAGUUCAUUAAUGGCUGGUUCAUCCUGCUCAUCAUCAGUGACCUGCUCACCAUCACCGGCAGCUUCAUCAAGAUUGGCAUAGAGUCCAAGGUAAUACAGAACUAUGAUGUGUGUGGGAUUUUGCUUGGUACCUCCACUCUGCUGGUGUGGGUGGGAGUCCUCCGCUACCUCAGUUUCUUCCAGAAGUACAAUAUCCUGAUUGUGACGCUGCGGGCUGCUUUCCCUAAUGUAAUCCGCUUCUGCCUCUGUGUAGCUGCCAUAUACCUGGGUUAUUGCUUCUGUGGCUGGAUCGUGCUGGGUCCUUACCAUACCAAGUUCCGCUCUCUGUCCAUGGUGUCAGAGUGCCUGUUUUCUCUGAUCAACGGGGACGAUAUGUUUGUGACGUUUGCAGAGAUGCAGAAGAGUGGCACGCUGGUGUGGGUGUUCAGCCAGGUCUACCUCUACACCUUCAUCUCCCUCUUCAUCUACAUGGUGCUCUCCCUCUUCAUUGCUCUCAUCACCGGAGCCUACGAUGCCAUCAUGGCCCAAACCCAGGAGCCGAUGCACAUCACAGACCUGCAUGCUUUCAUAGCAGAGUGUACUGAUACACCUUGCUCUGGAAAGUUCAGUGGCCCAGAGGCGUCCUCCUGUUCAUUCUUCUGCUGCUGUGACUGAAGAGAGAAUCCACCAGUGGGAGGAUGUCUUCUAGGUGAUAUGACCUUAGACUACACUGUCCUCUGUAGGAUGUGCCACGUCGGUGCAUUUAAAUUCAGACUGGUACAGUAUGUUACUAACUGCUGUAGAUUGCACAUUAAUAUUUAACACGCCAGUUCAUUGGGUUUUUAUAACUAACAAGUUACAUUCAUAUGGCUAGCACAUUCUGCUAGCUAAUUCAUGACUGUAAUACAGCAAUAUAGCUAGCUGUCCUUUCAGAGAGAACUGAUUUUGCACAACAUACUGUAUAUCUGAAUGUUUUACUUAAUAUGAGUUGUAUUUAUGCUGCAGUUUUGAUUUAUAUUGUUGAUAAGCAUUUGUUGAAUUGGGUCUGCAUGACCCUAUGACUGAAGGACGGCAAUGGUUUAAUUGUGCUUUACUGUGCCUGGGGGGCCCUGAACGUUAUGAUUGUCCUCUGAAUUAUGUUUACGACAGAGACGCACACUAACAGACAGGCUGAAACGUGCACACCGUUAUGUACUGUAUUUUUAGGGAAGGCUACUCACUCUUUGGUCCUUUAUUCCCUUCUCCUCCUCUGGAUGGGAUGACGACAUGUUCAAGGACAGGACCUGCAGCCGUAGUUAGUCAUCAAUAUGUAUGAAGCCUUUGGUGUGAAGAGACAGGUGUUCCUGACCCGAACACCAAUGCGCUGCAAGACAGCUAUAGUGGGUUUUAUAGUGCACCCUACAGAAUCCAUAUUGCUGAGGAAAAGCCACAUUUAAAAAAAAAAAAAACAAUGCUAAAUGUCUUAAACCACCCUUAUUAAUUAUUUUGUUGGAUGACUGUUGCAUCUGACUGAAAUACAAGGAAUUAUUUUAUGAGAUAUGUCUGACGUUGUUAUAUUGAAUUCAGUGGUCAUUUAUUGAAUCUCUCUCCGGUCAAAUUCAUUCUGCAAACCAGUAUGUGGUUCAAAUCAUGAUUCACUGAAGGAAAGGGACUGAAUUAUCAUAUUGGAUCUGUUUUAUUUGAAAAAUCUUUUGAAGUGAUGUAAUUUCAUUGUAUGAAAUGUUAUGAAAGCUUAUAGUGAUGUUCAUUAGGUGAAAAAAGGACUCUAAUUGCACAAGAUUUGUAAGCGAUCAAAAGGAAGGGAAGAGUUGGACAAAUAGAGAAAUCAUUGAUGCCUACCCAGAAUGCACUGUUUCUGGUGAAGUUGUUCUUCCAUUACAUGUUUUCCAAAGAUGAUUUAUUCAAGUAUGUGUUGAUGACCAAAAAUGUAAUUUUUUUUUCCAUUCUUUGAAUGUUUUUACUUGGUACAUUUUAUCUUGCUUGAGAUGAUCAGGUAUGCAUAUACGAUGAGUCGUGAUGACAGAACAUGAAGCGGUGCUAAAUGUCUCAUGACAUGCAGCACAGUGGCGCAGCAGAUUACAUGGAAGGGUAGUAGUACUGUAUUUCUUAACUACAUGUGCUUUAUACUCUGCUAAUGUGAUCAUUUCUGAUUUGUUUUACUUUUUGUUUUAAAAAUGUUGUGGUUAGUUCGACUGAUACUAAUAAUUUUAGUAUGGCCAAAUUGCUCAACGUCUACAUUUUGGAUGAGCGUCUCGAUUGUGCAUAUUUUUUGAUACUUUUUUUUAAAGCCGUUCUUGUUUCAUGCACUUUUCAUUCAGUACAUUGCAUUCCUUUCUGUCUAUUGCCAGUAAACCACCUCCAAUUAAAACUAUUGAAAAGCA